Alosa sapidissima (American shad) is the source of this 1727-nucleotide messenger RNA. RefSeq names its product integrin-linked kinase-associated serine/threonine phosphatase (gene ilkap). Gene Ontology annotation, molecular function: cation binding; protein serine/threonine phosphatase activity. The record is from RefSeq and is a predicted model, not a curated record. The transcript is spliced from 9 exons. The coding region runs from base 501 to 1493 and encodes 330 amino acids. Gene Ontology annotation, biological process: protein dephosphorylation. Lineage: Eukaryota; Metazoa; Chordata; Actinopteri; Clupeiformes; Clupeidae.
CGCUCAAAGGAAUCCAGCAAGAGACAGCCCUCAAUUCACUCAAUUGUCAGAAAGCGAAUUGCCUAGUUUAACCGGACGAAGCUUCCGGCAAUAAAGAGCAAGGGUUUGAAUAUUGAAUAUUGUUCAAUGUUUUUCGCGAUAUUUUUGUAAACCCUUAUUAGUGGAUAACGUUACCUGUCCGGCAAAACACAACACGACCGACCUAGUGCUAGCUAUCUAACGUUAGCUAUCUAGCUGACUGAUAGCAUUGCUGUAGGAGAGGUAGGAGAUGGAUCUCUUCGGUGAUCUGCCUGAACCAACCCAGGUGGUUACAGUUCUUUUCCCGUUUGGUACGGUGCAGGUAAGGAGCCAACCCAGUCACCUGAAGAGAGCAGAGGUGAGAAGAGGAAACACGAUGAGGGGCUCGAAAAAGAGGUGACGGUGGAAAAGAAUGAAGAGGAAAAGAAAGUUUGUAAAGGUUUUCCACAUUUCCACACAAAAUGUAUUAGGUGUAUGUCUGUAUGUUCAUUGCAUGUAUCCCUCCCAAGUGUACAAGAAUACUGACAUUUGCCCUGUUCUGCUUGACCUGUUAUGACCCUUAUGUGUUGUGCACUGUUUGGCCAGGUCAAGCCAGGCUAAAGGCAUAUGUAGCUGCACGCAGAGGUGAGCGGGAGGAGAUGCAGGAUGCUCACGUACUCCUGCCGGAUAUGAGCAGCAUCAUAUCUUCACUACCAUCCCAAGUUUCUCGUCUGGCCUACUUUGCGGUUUUUGAUGGUCAUGGCGGAGCAAGGGCCUCCCGAUUCGCUGCAGAGCAUCUGCAUCACACCCUGGUCACCAAGUUCCCCAAAGGUGAUGUGGAGAACUUGGACAAGCUAAUAAAAAAGUGUCUACUAGAUACUUUCCGUCAGACAGAUGAGGACUUCCUGAAGAAAGCCUCAAGCCAGAAACCAGCGUGGAAGGACGGCUCGACAGCCACAUGUGUGCUGGUGGUGGAUGAUGUGCUAUAUGUGGCCAACCUCGGGGACAGCAGGGCUGUUCUAUGUCGUUCAGAGCACAGGGAGGACGGCGGGGAGAAGAAGUGUGUCACCCUGGCCCUCAGCAAAGAACACAACCCCACCAUUUAUGAGGAGCGGAUGAGGAUACAGAGGUCAGGGGGGACAGUCAGAGAUGGUCGCGUGUUGGGGGUCCUGGAGGUGUCGCGCUCCAUAGGGGACGGCCAGUACAAACGCUGUGGAGUCAUCUCCACACCAGACCUCAGACGCUGCCAACUUAGUGCAAGUGAUCGGUUUGUGAUUUUGGCCUGUGAUGGCCUCUUUAAGGUCUUCUCGCCAGAGGAAGCUGUUAAAUAUGUACUCAACAUCCUGGAGGACACAUCGGUUGCCGUGGAGAAGAAGGAGGGGCAGACGGAGAGGGAGGCCCACCAUGACGCCGCUUGUCAACGGUUGGCCAGUGAGGCUGUGCGGCGCGGCUGUGCAGAUAAUGUCACUGUGAUCCUGGUGUCCAUUGAAUUCUGAGAGGCACUCGUCCACUCUUCAGUCACGCCAGAAAGCACUGAGGUCAAUGAGAGAGCUGUGCUCUACCAAACAUGCCACACUGUCUGCUGCACAGACAUUUAGGGGGUCGUAUUCUCCAGGCAAUUCGCUUAUGAAGGUGUUGUGAUCUGGAAAGGAAUGUCAAUGUUUCAUUUGAGCAAAAGGAUACAUCGCCACCCUCCUGAAUAAUUCAAUAAAACUUCUACUUUUUUAUAA